Molecule: messenger RNA, 2970 nt
Organism: Bolinopsis microptera
Lineage: Eukaryota; Metazoa; Ctenophora; Tentaculata; Lobata; Bolinopsidae
Exons: 4
Coding region: 1-2970 (989 amino acids)
Source: RefSeq, a predicted model, not a curated record
AUGCAAAUUGGUUCUUGUAAUCCUAAGAAUCAGUACUUGUUUGGUGGUGUGCCUUUGAGAUGUGUUGAAAGCGAGAAGGACCUUGGAGUUGUCUUUAACACCAGCUUCAACUUUGAGGGUCAUGCAUGGGCUCCAAUGGCUAGGCAUGGAAACUGGUCACUGAUUCUUGAAUUGGAAGGUGUUCAAAGAUCGUUCACCCGUAUGAUUGAUGGAUUGGGACUCAUGACGUACAGAGAGAGACUGGAUAAGCUGAACCUCACAACCCUGCUUGAACGCAGGGUUCGUGGAGAUCUCAUUGAGAUGUUCAAGAUCCAGGAAGGCUUUGUGGGUUAUGGUUCCGAUUUAUUUGGUCGUUCUGAGCGGGUCUUAACAGCUAGGUUACACGGCAAACACCUCAACAUAUCUGUUGUUGUAGCCUACGCUCCGACUGACGGUGCUGAUGACGGAGAGAAAGAUCGUUUUUACAACGUUUUAUCAGACACGUUUGGUGAACUGCCCCGACAUGAUCUGAAACUGCUACUGGGUGACUUCAAUGGAAAAGUUACUUCAAACAGAUAUGGAUUCGAGGGAGUUAUUGGUGGAGAAUCUCUCCAUAGUUCAUCAAGCGACAAUGGGACCAGGCUCAUGGAUUUCUGUGCAGCCAAUCAACUUGUUAUUGGUGGAACUCUGUUCCAGCAUAGAGACAUCCACAAGGGUACAUGGCGGUCUCCUAACGGGUUAACUGUGAAUCAAAUAGAUCAUAUUUGUAUUAGUGGACGAUUCCAACACUCGCUACUCGAUGUUAAGGUAUGUCGUGGGGCUGACAUUGGUUCAGAUCACUAUCUUGUUCGUGGACGGCUGCAAAUCAAACUGCAGUCGGUAGCUAAGAUCACUGCUAAAAGGCACGAUGUGCCUGCUAUCGAACAUUUGCGAAACUCGUCUAAGGUUCAAGAGUACAAUGUGGCUCUUCAGAACCGUUUUGAUUGUCUGGCUAAUGAGGUCAACCUUGAGGACAUGUGGGAUAAUUUCAAGCAGACAGUCACUGAUGUCUCGAUGGAAGUGCUUGGAAAGCGUCCCCGGAAGGUUAAAGAACAACACCUUUCGCAAACCUCUAAGAACUUGAUAGAGCAACGGGGAAUGUUCAAACGGAGGGAUCCCACUUCAAACGUCAAUAGAUCAGCCUACUAUAAACUUAAUAAAUUAGUUAAGAAAAGUUGUAAAAUUGACGACAACAACUGGGCUACUAAAAUAGCGACUGAUCUAGAGGAGGCUUCUAAGAAAGGCCAGCAAAGGGAAGUUUGGGAUAAGAUAAAGAAGAUUUCUGGGAAAAAGAAGAAGAAAGUGGGUAUGUCAGUUAGGGAUAAGGAUGGUCAUUUUAUUACAGACCCGGACAGUCAGAAGGAAAGGUGGAAGGAGCACUUUACUGAGCUCUUAAAUCCUCCACUAUCGGAUGCCAAUCUUGAUGACCUCGAUGGUGUGCCCUCACAACCGAGUUCUGACUACCUUUCUUGUUCUGAUGGACCUCUUUCUAGAGAUGAGAUUAGUUAUGCUCUAAAGAAACUGAAGAACUGCAAAAGUGCAGGGGUUGAUGAGAUAACUAAUGAACAACUUAAGUAUGGUGGAAGUGCUCUUGUUGACCAACUAGAGCUACUGUUUAAAAAGGUAUGGGAGGAAGAGGUGAUCCCUGAGGAUUGGCUUAAAGGUGUUAUAGUGGUUAUCGGAAAGAAGGGAGACACCUCAUACUGCUGCAAUAAUAGGGGUAUAACUCUUAGGGCAACGUCUUCUAAGGUUCUUCAAAUGGUUCUUCUUAAGAGGCUGGAUGUUGGAAUGGAGUGUCUUCUUAGGGAAAAUCAGUGUGGGUUCAGACGGAACCGCUCAUGUAUUGAUCAGAUUUAUUCCAUCCGCACCAUUAUUCACAACUGCAUUGAGUUUAACAUUCCACUUUAUGUUAAUUUCAUUGAUUUUAAGGCAGAGUUUGAUUCCAUCAGAAGAGAGUUUAUUUGGUCAAGCAUGAGACACUAUGGACUUCCUGAGAAAUAUGUUAGAAUCUUUCAGGCAUUCUUCAACGGAACCACGAGUGCUGUCAGGGUUAAUGGUGAAAUGUCUGAUUGGUUCUCUGUUAAUUCGGGCACUGGACAGGGUGAUAUCCAGGGCCCCCCUGUAUUUAAUUUUUGUCUGAACUUUGGAAUCUUUUUGGCCGAGGUUCACAAGGCAAUCAGUCAUGGUGCUGUACUGCAAAAGGAACUAAAGGGUGCAGAUGAAAAAGUUAUCAUGGACAGUGACUACGCUGAUGAUCUGGCAGUGAUGGACAAUACUGAAGAAGGGCUGCAAGAGUCCACUGAUCUUAUAGCUUAUUACACCUCUUAUGCUGGGUUGAAGAUCAACGCUAAAAAGACACAAUGCAUGGCGAUCAGCAAGUGUGCGUCCCAGCGACCUUACACCGAAAGAGACAGUAUAAAGCUAACAGUGGAGGGAGAACCUGUUGAACAGGUCAGCAACUUUGUUUAUCUUGGUGCCAACAUCAGUGGGGAUGGUACCAUUGACCGAGAUCUUGACAUCAGGAUCCAGCGUGCUAAUGGUGCGUUCCAUCAGCUUUGGAAGAUAUGGAACAGUCGAACUAUAAGAACGCCCACCAAGAUCCGUAUCUACAAGGCUGCUGUUAUUACUAUUCUGUUAUAUGGAGCCGAAGUGUGGAACACAACAAAGAAGCAGAUGAAACGGUUUGAGGUCUUCCAUCUGACCUCCCUGAGAAGAAUCUUGAAGAUAAAGUGGUUCUUCCAUGUCUCCAAUGAAGAAGUUCUCAGGCGUGCUGGAAUUAAGUCUAUCGAAACUUUCAUCGGUGCGGCUAGACUAAGGCGGUACGGACAUGUUGUCAGAAUGCCAGAGACGCGGUUUCCCAAUUUCUUACUGGAUUGGAAACCAAACUAUGGAAAGAGACUGAGAGGACGACCCCGCAAAGGCUGGAUGGCCUGUGCGGCUGGAUCCUAUUAA